Messenger RNA from Sitophilus oryzae (rice weevil), 1412 nucleotides. RefSeq names its product mitochondrial ornithine transporter 1. Lineage: Eukaryota; Metazoa; Arthropoda; Insecta; Coleoptera; Curculionidae. The transcript has 4 exons. Bases 149 to 1066 code for a protein of 305 amino acids. The record is from RefSeq and is a predicted model, not a curated record. Gene Ontology annotation, biological process: mitochondrial L-ornithine transmembrane transport. Gene Ontology annotation, molecular function: L-ornithine transmembrane transporter activity.
UUUUAAAAAACCUACUUAAUGCUAUUUCGUAAGACCUAAUUCAGUAUUGGUUAAAUCUAAUUAUAUUUCUUAUCUAAAGAAAUAUUGCGGAAAUAACUUAAGUGUUUUGGAUCACUAGAAUAAUCAUAAACCAAAUUUAAGUUUAUUAAUGAUGUCUGAACAACGCAAUCAUGUUAAAGAUGGUGUGAUUGAUUUUAUUGCUGGAUGUUUAGGUGGAAUAGCAUUAGUUUAUGUAGGACAACCAUUAGACACAGUAAAGGUUAAGUUACAAACAUUUCCCCUUUUCUAUAAUGGAAUGGUGGAUUGUUUCAAGAAAACGUAUAUCCAGGAUGGAAUUGUAAGAGGAUUAUAUGCUGGCACAGUGCCUGCACUAGCAACAAAUGUAGCUGAAAAUUCAGUUUUAUUUUUAUGCUAUGGAUUCUGUCAAAAGAUUAUUAUCAAAAGUACAGGUGCUGAAUCUGCUGAAGAACUAAGUACACUGUCCAAUGCUUCUGCUGGCUUUUUAGCUUCAUUUUUUUCGUCGAUAGCAAUCACUCCGACUGAAUUAAUAAAAUGUAAACUUCAAGCAAUGCGAGAAGUUAGUAAACAGUCACAUGCUGGUACAAAUUUAAAUUAUAUAGGUCCUUUGAAUUUAACUAGAAAUAUAUUCAAGAAUGAAGGAGUUGUAGGAUUAUUUCGAGGUCUAGUGCCAACAUUAGCCAGAGAAAUGCCCGGCUACUUUUUCUUUUUUGGCGGUUAUGAGGGUACCAGAGAAUUAUUACGACGCCCUGGCCAGAAAAAGGACGAUAUUGGAUUAUUUAAAACGAUGUUAGCCGGAGGUGUUGGCGGUGGAGUUUUCUGGGUUACCACUUUUCCAUUUGAUGUUGCCAAAUCGCGCAUUCAAGUUAAUAGUCUAAGUGACAGUUUAGUUUCAACAUUAUCAACUAUAGCAAAACAUGAGGGCGUUGGCGCAUUGUAUAAAGGGUUAACGCCUACACUAUUGCGGACAAUUCCAGCUACAGCCACAUUGUUUGCUACUGUAGAAUACUCUAAGAAAUUUUUCCAUUAUGUGUGUAAAGAUAUAUAGCAUUCAUGGAGUGGGUAAUAACUAGGUAAAACAUAAGGGUGGGAAUAUACAAUUCAAUAACAUUCUAAGAAUAGUAAUUUAAAACUUAUUUUGAUAUUUGUCUCACUGCCAGAUUUGUUUAAAACUAAAAUUUUUUAUAAAUACAGGUCAUAGUUAUUUUAUUUAUUAAAUAAACCUUAGACGUGAAGGUAUACUGAGUUUUUACUGAAAUAAGUCAUAUUCCAUGGCAAAUAUCAAAUUUUAUUUUUUAUGAUAAUUUAAUUAUUAAUUUAGAAUAGUACCGUAUGACCGAAUAAAAACGGCGUCAGCGAUGGCUAUGAAAUGAUGAUCGAUGACAUUUCCGAUA